Caenorhabditis remanei is the source of this 408-nucleotide messenger RNA. RefSeq lists its product as uncharacterized. The coding region runs from base 1 to 408 and encodes 135 amino acids. NCBI's taxonomy places the organism in Eukaryota, Metazoa, Nematoda, Chromadorea, Rhabditida, Rhabditidae. The record is from RefSeq and is a predicted model, not a curated record. The transcript is spliced from 2 exons.
AUGCAGUGCUGUUGGCGUUUGUGCCUUAGCCUUACGGCAGAGGACGAUAGUGUUGUCGGCACAGUUCUUGGCGGUGGCAGAGUGCUCCUUUCCUUGGUAUCCGUAUCCAUACUUCUCGUUACGGACGUCAACCUUGGCCAAGAUCUGCUUUCCUCCAGCGACAUUGACAACUCCCACAGAGAUGUCUCCCUUGUGGUUGUUAACGUGAACUGGGUGCCAGACCUUGUCUCCGAACUUGGCAGCCUCUGGGAAUGGAAUCCAGCCAUAGUCGAAACCACGGACGCUAUCCGGAAGAUGGACAAGAAGUUGGAUAGAUCCGACAUUCUUGCAGUACUCGUUGUUGAACCAAGAGAAGUUGGCAGCGAUCUGAAAACCGAGAUGUUAGAAUUAGGAUCCCGUCGUAGUUAA